CGGCAUGACGAAACUAUCCAGAGUGCUUAUACACGACGAAUUUUUGUGGUUGUGCGUAACUUGUUUUUCAAAGUAAAAUAUUGAUCGAAAUUUAUUUCCUAUAAUUUAGGUAUGUAUGGGACUAAUUAUCAUAUGUACAGUUUGACACAGAAAUAUCGCUAUCGACCUGGAAAGUUCUUCAUUAAAAAUGUCAGACAAUGCUCGAAUUGGGGACGAAAAAUAUUUUUUCACGAUAUGAUCGUAUAAAACCUCGGAAUCAGUCAUUAAGAAGUCGUUCGAGGUACUAGUUUCUUGACACUGACGAUCACCAGACGUUGUUUACGCCAGAGUCUAGUGACUAGACUAAAAACACACCUUGUUGAGUGGUGCGCAAGUCGAAUGUUUCAUCCGAAAGAACAAAAAACGUGAGGAUUUUCCGAUAGUGGCGAUGCUUUCAUUUUACACGUUCAUCGUGUUCUCAGUAACCGAGCGUAUUAUAAACGUCUGUUACUUCCGAAAGAUCAUUAGCCACUCGUAUCGGUCGAGGACCGUCUAAAAGAAUUUCCGCGAUCUUUGCCUAAUUGAUUCGAAGCUUCACGUUCGUCCAGCGAAAAAGGAAGAAAAGAAAUCAUUUAGGAAAAAGGAACAAGUUGUUAUCGUAGUGUGGAACACUGAUCGCCGAAACACGAUGAAGGAAUCUCAAAGCAUAAUUUCUGUAUUCAAUGUUGCAAUCGGUUUGUUACUGGUCUUCAACAACGUCCACAGUGAUUCUCAAUGGCAAAAUGAAACAAUACCUUCUUGUAAAGGACAAACUUUCUGCGAGAAUGUUGCGAAUUAUCCCUUUGAUGCGGUGAAGAAAAUAAUUAGCAAACAUUCACUUCUUAAAAAUUAUAGUAAUCUCGAUAUGGUAGAACCACUUAAACCCACUCUACCGAUGCACUCAGAAUAUGGAACGAAACUCUGUCAGUCAAUCGAGAAAAUUAUCUUUCCAAAAACGGCGGAAAAUAUGAAUAACGAGUGGUCGUACGUCCUUAACACUGAUGAUGUGGUACAGGGAGUACACAUAGAGAAAUGCGUCAACGAAGGCAAACGUUGUAGCUCGAUAAAUGGGCUCGCAAGAGGUUAUAUAACCGUAUGUAAACAAAGGUACGUUCAUAAUCAACUCCUAGGACUUCAGAAGGGUGGCUCGUAUACCUAUCAGCAAUUCCGAUUUCCAUCCAAUUGCUACUGUUACAUUGAAUACGUCGGCCCUGACAUACGGCUCGUCGAAGUAGCAGACUUCCAAAACAAAUCAAGCGAUAUCAAUUGACCUUAUUGAAUUCAUCUAAAAUGGAUGUCUAUAUUAUAUAGAAGAAUGGAGUACUUAAGAGGAAAUUCCAUUACUCUGUGAUUUUUCUUUUUUCAUAACAUUGUUAUUGAUUAUCUAUACGCGAAAUAGCCGCUAUGUCAGAUAUAAAAUUGUGCGUAUAAAGCUUCAUAAAAGGAUAAAGAGAAGUGUUUAUUGCUGUAAGAAAUUUUUGCAGGGCGAUAUUAGGUAAUAAAUAACUGAACAAUUAUAUUUUAAUCUUUUUUAUCUUUGUUAAUAUAGAUGAAUUUUUAAAGGAACGAAUUAUGUUCUUUUAUGUUUUUAUCCUAUUGUUUCGUGUUUAAUGUUUAUCGUUUAAUGAUCAGACAUUUAUUAUAUUUCAUUUAUGCAUGUAAGUACUCUUUAAGUAUUCUUCGAAUAAGAAAAGUGACAAAGUAUAUAGAUAUAAAUAUAUGAAAUUUGAAUAUCACGACAGGACGAAGUAAUAAAGUGUUACAUAUGUAAAGUACAGUGAAAUAAAUAAAAGCAAUAACUCUG
This is a messenger RNA of Bombus impatiens (common eastern bumble bee), 1822 nucleotides long. Its product is annotated as protein spaetzle-like. Gene Ontology annotation, biological process: innate immune response; regulation of Toll signaling pathway; central nervous system formation. Bases 668 to 1288 code for a protein of 206 amino acids. Gene Ontology annotation, molecular function: Toll binding; growth factor activity. The record is from RefSeq and is a predicted model, not a curated record. Gene Ontology annotation, cellular component: extracellular region. The transcript has 7 exons. Lineage: Eukaryota; Metazoa; Arthropoda; Insecta; Hymenoptera; Apidae.